This is a messenger RNA of Acomys russatus (golden spiny mouse), 1811 nucleotides long. It is a transcript of the gene Galnt12, whose product is annotated as polypeptide N-acetylgalactosaminyltransferase 12. Lineage: Eukaryota; Metazoa; Chordata; Mammalia; Rodentia; Muridae. The record is from RefSeq and is a predicted model, not a curated record. The transcript is spliced from 10 exons. Gene Ontology annotation, cellular component: Golgi apparatus. The coding region runs from base 1 to 1755 and encodes 584 amino acids.
AUGUGGGGGCGUGCGGUGCGGAGGCGCUGCCCGCGGGGGCUGCGGCGCGGCCGGGAGGUGCUGCUGGUGCUGUUGGCGCUGGCUGGGCUGGGCGCGGUGCUGCGGGCUCGAAGCGGGUCCCGGACGAGGGAGACCGGGGCGGGGCCGGUAGACCCUGGACCCCCAAGCACUCCUCGCCCUGGGCGCCGCGAGCCGGUGCUUUCCAGACCGUCGCUGGCUGCCGAUGCUCUGGGCGCGCAGGGGGAAGCGGUGCGGCUGCAGCUACAGGGCGAGGAGCUGCGGCUGCAGGAGGAGAGUGUGAAGCUGCACCAGAUCAACAUCUACCUGAGUGACCGCAUCUCGCUGCACCGCCGCCUGCCUGAGCGCUGGAGCCCUCUGUGCAGAGAGGAGAAAUACAAUUAUGAUAAUCUGCCCAAGACUUCUGUUGUCAUCGCAUUUUAUAAUGAAGCCUGGUCCACACUCCUUCGGACAGUGUACAGUGUCCUGGAGACCUCCCCUGACAUCCUGCUGGAGGAGGUCAUUCUGGUAGAUGACUACAGUGACAGAGAGCACCUGAAGGAUCGCUUGACCAACGAGCUGUCACAGCUGCCCAAGGUGCGCCUGAUCCGUGCUAACAAGAGAGAGGGCCUAGUGCGAGCCCGGCUGCUGGGCGCCUCUGUGGCCAGGGGCGAAGUGCUGACCUUCCUGGACUGCCACUGUGAAUGCCACGAGGGCUGGCUAGAACCUCUGCUGAAGAGGAUCCACGAAAAGGAGUCGGCCGUGGUGUGCCCCGUUAUUGAUGUGAUUGACUGGAACACCUUCGAGUACCUGGGCAACUCCGGGGAGCCCCAGAUCGGAGGCUUUGACUGGCGGCUGGUAUUCACAUGGCACGUGGUUCCUCAGCGGGAGCGGGAGUUGAUGCGGUCUCCUAUUGACGUUAUCAGGUCUCCAACAAUGGCUGGGGGUCUGUUUGCUGUUAGUAAGAGAUAUUUUGAAUAUCUGGGGUCUUAUGAUACAGGAAUGGAAGUCUGGGGAGGAGAGAACCUCGAGUUCUCCUUUAGGAUCUGGCAGUGUGGCGGCACUCUGGAAACACACCCCUGUUCCCACGUGGGCCAUGUUUUCCCUAAGCAAGCUCCCUAUUCGCGCAGCAAGGCCCUGGCCAACAGUGUCCGGGCUGCUGAAGUGUGGAUGGAUGAAUUUAAAGAACUCUACUACCACCGCAACCCCCGGGCGCGCCUGGAACCCUUUGGAGAUGUGACGGAGAGGAAGAACCUCCGGGCCAAACUCCAGUGUAAAGACUUCAAGUGGUUCCUGGAGACGGUGUACCCAGAACUGCACGUGCCAGAGGAUAGGCCUGGCUUCUUCGGGAUGCUCCAGAACAAAGGAUUAAGAGGGUAUUGCCUUGACUAUAAUCCUCCCAGUGAAAACCAAGUCGAAGGCCACCAGGUCCUUCUGUACCUCUGCCAUGGGAUGGGUCAGAACCAGUUCUUCGAGUAUACAUCCCAGAAAGAAAUCCGCUACAACACCCGCCAGCCCGAGGCCUGCGUCGCAGUGGAGGAAGGGAGGGAUGUCCUUGUCAUGCACAUCUGCGGAGACACGAUCCCGGUCCCGGAGAAUCAGGAGUUCAUCCUACACGAGGACGGCACUUUAGUUCACAAGCAGACCAGGAAAUGUGUCCAGGCCACGAAGGAGUCCAACCAUGGCUUUGCUCCACUCUUGCGGGACUGCACCAACUCAGACAAACAGAGAUGGUUCUUCAGGGAGCACGUGUCAUAGCACAUCACCCUGUCAAGGAAGGAGCCCGUCAUGGCUGUGGACUCGGUGCCCAACGA